Messenger RNA from Sorex fumeus (smoky shrew), 1388 nucleotides. RefSeq names its product olfactomedin like 1 (gene OLFML1). The transcript has 3 exons. The coding region runs from base 1 to 1194 and encodes 397 amino acids. Gene Ontology annotation, biological process: signal transduction. Lineage: Eukaryota; Metazoa; Chordata; Mammalia; Eulipotyphla; Soricidae. The record is from RefSeq and is a predicted model, not a curated record.
AUGAGGCUUCUUUCUGCUUUCCUGGUUCUGAUCCUUCCAGGCCUUCUGCCCCCACCACUCGAUGCUCAGGACCCUGCCAUGGUGCACUACAUCUACCAGCGCUUUCAAGUCUUGGAGCGAGGACUGGAAAAAUGCACGCAGGCCACAAGGGCAUACAUUCAAGAAUUCCGAGAGUUUUCCAGAAACAUAUCAGCCUUGGUGGGAAGAUGUCAGAGUCACACAACUGAGUACAAGAGUGCAGUCAAUCACCUGGCACUGAGGGUGGAGCGUGCCCAGCGGGAGAUCGACUACCUGGAGUACCUCCGAGAAUCUGAUGCAUGUGUGGAAUCAGAGGAUGCAACGUUGGCAGAAAAGCUCAUCCAAGAAGCUGAAGAAGAAAAAAAGAUCCACACUCUGCUGAAUACAAGUUGUGACAACAUGCUGAUAGGCAUAAAGUCUCUGAAAAUAGUGAAGAGGACUAUGGAUGCAGAUGGCUCUUGGAUGAAAGAUAUUGUCAAUGACUCCCCCAAGGUUUAUCUCUUAAUUGGAUCCAGAAACAACACUGUUUGGGAAUUUGCAAACAUACGGGCUUUUGUGGAGGAUAGCACCAAACCAGGCCCCCGGAAGCUAAUCCUCACACAUUCCUGGCAGGGAACAGGUCAAGUGGUUCACAAAGGUUUUUUGUUUUUUCACAACCAAGGGACUCCCAAUGAGAUAAUCAAAUACAAUCUGCAGAAGAGGACUGUGGAAGAGCGAGUGCUGCUCCCGGGAGGGGCAGGCAGAGCACGGGUCUACCAGCACUCCCCCGCAACUUUCAUUGACCUGGCUGUGGAUGAGCACGGGCUCUGGGCCAUCCACGCGGGGCCAGGCAUCCAGGGCCAUUUGGUUCUCACAAAAAUUGAGCCUGGCACACUGGGAAUAGAGCAUUCAUGGGAUACUCCCUGUAGAAGCCAGGGUGCCGAAGCCUCGUUUCUCAUCUGUGGGGUCCUCUAUGUGGUCUACAGUUCCGGGGGCCAAGGCCCCCAUCGCAUCACCUGUGUCUUUGAUCCACUGGGCGCUAUCAGAGAGGAGGAUCUGCCCAAUUUGUUCUUCCCCAGGAGGCCGAGAAGUCACUCUGUGAUCCAUUACAACCCCAGAGAUAAACAGCUCUAUGCCUGGAAUGAUGGAAACCAGAUCAUUUACAAACUUCAGACAAAGAGAAAGCAGCCUCGGUAGUGAUGCGUCACAGCAGGAGGAGCUCGGAGGACCUGAAGGCCACUCCCCACCGGAACACAGCGCUGUUCUCAGUGUAGCCUGGGACAAAAUCCAGUAAUGGGAACAUAUCCGUUCCAAGAUAUCACAGUGUUAGGUAACUUCCAGGAUCUGGGAUCAGAAUCCGUCUCCAGAAAAUUUUUGAACUUCCGUUACAC